GCUUUGCUACAGCCAGUGAAGCCAAGCGAAGGUGGUGGCGUCUUACUAGAGGUCGCGGAACGGAGGCGGGCAAGCAGCAUGGCAGCAGCGUUAAUGUUCCGAGCCUCCGUUAGUUUGCUGCACAGGCAUGGGAAAAUUUGUGCAGACUGGCUCGCUCGGGUGUCUUCUAGGGCAAUGGCUUCCAAAACUCCAGUUGGAUUUAUUGGUUUGGGAAACAUGGGAAAUCCAAUGGCAAAAAACCUUGUGAAACAUGGUUACCCCAUUAUCGCAUGUGAUGUAUUUCCAGAAGCAUGUAAGGAAUUCCAAGAGCUGGGUACCCAGGUGGGUGAGUCUCCAGCAGAUGUAGCAGAUAAAGCAGAUAGGAUUAUUACAAUGCUUCCAUCUAAUCCUAAUGCAAUAGAAGUUUACAUAGGUACCAAUGGAAUUCUCAAGAAAGUGAAGAAAGGUUCUCUAUUAAUAGAUUCCAGUACUAUUGAUCCCGAAGUUUCAAAAGAGCUAGCUAAAGAAGCUGAAAAAAUGGGAGCUGUUUUUAUGGAUGCCCCUGUUUCUGGUGGUGUUGGAGCUGCUCGUGCAGGAAAUCUUACCUUCAUGGUCGGGGGAGUAGAGCAGGAAUUUGAUGCUGCAAAAGAGCUGCUCACAUGUAUGGGUUCCAAUGUGGUCUAUUGUGGAGAAGUUGGAACUGGACAGGCUGCAAAAAUCUGCAAUAAUAUGCUGUUAGCCAUCAGUAUGAUUGGAACCGCUGAGACCAUGAAUCUUGGAAUCAGGUUAGGGCUUGACCCAAAGCUUCUGGCCAAAAUUUUAAAUAUGAGUUCAGGCCGUUGUUGGUCAAGUGAUAUAUACAACCCUGUGCCAGGAGUAAUGGAAGGGGUACCUUCUGCUAAUAAUUAUCAAGGUGGCUUUGGAACAACCCUUAUGGCAAAGGAUCUUGGCUUGGCCCAGAUUUCUGCCACCAACACCAAGUCUCCAGUCCCGCUUGGAUCCCUAGCCCAUCAGAUUUACAGGAUCAUGUGUGCCAAGGGCUAUGCCCAAAAAGACUUCUCAUCUGUAUUCCAGUUUUUACGGGAAGAAAACUUGUGAACUCUCUAUUGACUUUUAACUAGAGACAUUGUUAAAAAAAACGUGUAUUUAGAGCUUCUUUCAGAUUAAUCAAAUACAUGAGUUUAAUCAAAGAUCAUGAAUCAUGAUCUCACUCACUUCUGUAUUCUAAUGUCACUGCUAACUCCAAGAUUUCCUAUCUUUUCAAAUACAGUGGAAUUUUUUUUUUUUAUAAUUUAUAUAUAACUUACUUUUUAAAAAGUGCAGUAGUAGAGUUUAAAGAAAACCCAGUAUAUUUGUAUUUACAUACAUACUUCCAAAUGACGGUUUUCCAAACUUGUUAUCUCCAGAUGCAAUGGAUUUUAACUUUAAGAUUACAAAAUGGGCAUGGGCUCUAAAUUGGGAAAAAAUUUUCUGAACUGUAGAGGUAUAACAGUUUAAAGAGCUCCUGAACUUCCUAAGUAAUAUUCUUCUUUACUUUUUAAAAAAUUAUUAUAAUGAAGAAUUAAUGAUAAAAAUUUGUAUUAAUUAACGAUUGCAAUUUAUUUGAAAUCUGGUGCUUAUGGUUUUGGAAAGUCAUAGUAAAAAUAACAGUGUGCUGCAUGUUUAACAUUUUUUCCUCAGUAGCUUAACUUUAUACAUUUUUAAUUUUCUCAACUUUUCAACAGAUUCAUGUCUACUUCCUUUACUGACAUGCAGAGAUCUUGGUAUUGUUAUAAAUCUAAAUAAAUAAAUCCUUUGAAAUCUAAGGUAAAGAUCACAAGAAGAAAUAUAUGGGCUUAUUGUAAGGGGUGUAUUCUCUUGCUUUUAUUAUGAUCAGAUUCUACGCAUGGUCAUACCAAUAAAAAUGCAUUUUGAAAAAUACAUAAAAGAAUUAAAGACCUGUUUUGUAUAAACAAGAGGGAUAGUGUAAAGGUCUGUAGAUUGGUGUGUUCAUUAAAUUUCCAUUCUUGUUUGUUAAGAAUGCAGUCUACAGCUAUUGAAAUAGAUAGAAUAUAUAAGAUUAUUAAUCUCCUGGUAUCAUAAACAGAGCUUGUGAACAUUUUUCUUUAUUGUUCUUUAUUGUUACAGUAAUUCUUGAAACUCUGCAUGAAGAGAAAUAAUAAACAUUAAUCAGAAUUACCUGAUCACUAUAGCUUUUAACAGGGCAGUUGAUCAACCUACAAAUUAUGAACAUUCCUAUAAAAAGGUAAUGAAUUACCAACUGAAUUGGAUCACUUUGGAACAUGUUCUUCUUUUUUGUUACUAUGAUCUAUUCAAUCCUAGAACUGAAGCAAUAUAAUUUUUUAAUAAUCCUUUUUAUAAUUAGUGAUAAUCAUAUAACUGAUUUCAGAUCACUCUUUUGAAGGUUUAAGUGUGGUCAAAAUGAACAAUAUGGCAGCAGAAAAAUUGCUGAGUGAUUUAAAAUAUAGAGUAAAAAAAACUGAAGAAAGUUCCAUGCUGGUUCUGUAGAUCUGAUGGUAGGGCAGAUGUGAUAAAGAUAGCACAUAAACACAUGGAACAUUCUGGAAAGUAAGCAGUCAAAAUGUUCCAACUAAGAAUACUGGAAAUGUGAAAUGGAUGAAGCUUCCUCUUUCAUUUUGAUAGACAAGGCUAUUGGGGGAAAAUACACCCUGUUAAUUAAAGGUACUUAGGAUAGGGAUACAAGACUUCUUUUUCAUGGAGUGGCUUCCUUACUGGGUUGGGAGUUCUGAAUUUUGUUUCCCAAGCACUACGUGGGAUUGUUUCUGUUUUGUUUUACAAUUAGGUAUUCUACAUGCUAUGAAUGUAAAGUAAAUUUUAAGCGCUUGAUUUUCUACAGUGGUACAAUUAAAAAAAAAAAACAAAUCCCAUAGUAGAUUAAGAGUCUGUUAACAUCUUUCAACUCUUCCAGAAUUUGAAAAAAAUUCCAAAGCCAUUUUGGUGGAAUAGAGCCAGAAAAAAUCCUGAUAUAGUAUUACUAGUUCAUUAAAAGGAAUGGCUAUGAAGCCUUGUUGGGAUAAUUGCAGUUAGUUACAUAGGAUAGAUUUUGUUGCUAAACAAUUUAACAUGAAAAAGUGCAGUCUUAUGAUGUCCCUUAAUAAGUAAAUUUAGAUAUUUACUCACAUAAAUUUCUUUGAGUUCUGUUCCAUGUUUCCAUCCCAGGUCAAUACAUAAAAUUGCAUGAUUUAGUAACUGAAACAACCUCAGUUUUGUGGCGAUAGAUUCUACUGAAAGAAAAAGAAGGUGAACAAAAACGGAAAAUACCCAAAUAUUAGUGUUGAUAUAUGAACACUAACUAAUGCUAGGACAAAAAUGGUAUUUCAGUGCUUUGCCUAAUAUAACAUCACACAAUGGUCCUAUAGGCAGAAUUAUAGAGGAGUAUAGGGAUAUGUCAAUUUUUCUCCCUUGCCAAUACUUAAUUAUGAAAGUUUGUGUAGGUGGCAGUUUCAAAUGAAUCGGAAGAUAAAAUUCACGAAGUAUUCUGUUGGCUGGCAAUCACUUUCAGAGAAAUGGGACUAUAAUCCAUAAUUGAAAGCAACACUAUUGUUUUGAGCAGGAUAGUGGUUUCAAGUUAUGUAAAUUAUUAUGUUAAAUAUCUAGAGAUGCCAUCUUGCUUAUCCAAUGUAAAGAGUAUGGUUUUAUUUCUGUCCGUGAAGUUUUAUACAUUUUGUGAGCAAUAAGUUUCUGAAGUGGUUUGCUUUUCUUCUUUUUUUUAAAGCAUGUCAUAUUAUAAAAAUGUGUAUUGGGUGACUUUCAUCUCUUUAACAGUUAGCUUCUUGAAACCCAAACUAAAUUGUGAAAUUAGUAAUUAAAAUGGCUACCACUCAGAAAAUAGAUCAUUUCUGUAAUAGAUCUAUCACUCCUGUGUCUGAUUUUAUAAUUUAUCAUAAAUUGUAUCAUAACAACAGAAACACAUGAUUUAUUAAAUACAUAAAAAGAUAUUGAAGGUUUCAAAUCUCA
Molecule: messenger RNA, 3957 nt
Organism: Pantherophis guttatus
Lineage: Eukaryota; Metazoa; Chordata; Lepidosauria; Squamata; Colubridae
Gene: HIBADH
Product: 3-hydroxyisobutyrate dehydrogenase
Biological process (GO): L-valine catabolic process
Cellular component (GO): mitochondrion
Molecular function (GO): NADP binding; NAD binding; 3-hydroxyisobutyrate dehydrogenase activity
Source: RefSeq, a predicted model, not a curated record